Messenger RNA from Thlaspi arvense, 4262 nucleotides. The record is from the annotation of a GenBank genome assembly. NCBI's taxonomy places the organism in Eukaryota, Viridiplantae, Streptophyta, Magnoliopsida, Brassicales, Brassicaceae.
AUGUGGACGAGCGAGCAGCAAUGUAAUAAUCACCAAGUGAGACGCGUGUCCACCGUGCCUGUGGAGUACUCGACACCUACUCCUCCGGAAUCCGACGAUUUCUCAUCGGAAAUCGAUCGGCUUAAGGCUCUCCGAUCGAAACUAGACGUUUCCAAGGACCUGCGGAGGAAGGAAUCGGUCAUCGACGCUGAUUCCAGAGUUCGCCGAUUCUUCAGCGAGAAUCGAGGCGGUUUAUCUAAGGUUUUAGCUUCAUUUGGUUUAAAUUCGAAAGAGAUGUUUCUCGUCAAGUGUGUGAUCGCGGCGGGGCAAGAACACGCGCUCUAUGUGGGAUAUGAGGAAACAUUUGAAGAAGAAGAAGAGGAGUAUACAGUGAGAAGCUCGGUGAAGAACGCGCUUUACGCGUUGGUUGAAAUGAUAGAGCGAUUCGAUGUGAAUAGUAGCGGCUAUAAAGGUAGAAGAGAGAUGGGUACAGUUUUAAACGCAGAGGAUAUUUCUCACUUUAGAAAGUUCCUGACGUUUCUGGGAGAAAUCGAACAGUUCUACGACUGCAUUGGAGGAAUCAUCGGGUAUCAGGUUAUGGUUCUUGAGCUUCUUCAUCAAUCGACGAAGAGGCAUAAUACUAACCGGUCACAUCUUGUUGAAGAAUCUUUUGGUUGCCAGUACUUAGAAAUGCACACUCCUAGCGUUCUUGACCUCACUCAAGAGAAAGAGUAUGCCUCCCAGGCUGCACUGUGGGGAAUUGAGGGAUUGCCAGACUUAGGUGAAAUAUAUCCCCUAGGAGGUGCAGCAGACAGAUUAGGUUUGGUUGAUCCGGAAACAGGAGAAUGCCUUCCUGCAGCAAUGCUUACUCAUUGUGGACGAACUUUGCUGGAGGGACUUAUUAGAGACCUUCAGCCUCUCGUCCCAGCUGUCAGUGCUGAAGAUGGUCAGUGGAUAGUAUCAAAGCCUUUUGUGCCAGUUAGUAAACCUGGUGGUCAUGGUGUAAUUUGGAAAUUGGCGUAUGACAAAGGUGUCUUUAAGUGGUUUAACGAUCAUGGAAGAAAAGGUGCAACUGUUCGCCAAGUUAGUAACGUUGUGGCUGCUACAGAUGUGACUCUGUUGGCCCUUGCUGGGAUUGGUUUAAGGCAUAAGAAGAAACUUGGCUUUGCAUCCUGUAAACGGAAUACUGGAGCAACUGAAGGAAUUAAUGUAUUGAUGGAGAAGAGGAAUCUGGAUGGGAAGUGGGAAUAUGGUAUAUCGUGCAUCGAGUACACCGAAUUUUAUAAAUUCGGAAUUUCGAAUAAAUCACCUUCCUCAAGCAGUUUGCAGGCUGAUUUCCCUGCAAAUACAAACAUUCUGUAUGUAGACUUACAUUCUGCGGAGUUAAUUGGGUCGAGCAGUAAUGUAAAAAGUUUGCCAAAUAUGGUUCUCAAUACAAAGAAGCGAAUUGAGUACAUAGAUCAGUACGGAGACUAUCACAGCGUUAUGGGUGGUAGAUUGGAGUGCACGAUGCAAAACAUAGCAGACAAUUUCUCAAAUGAGUUUCCGUCUAGAUGCCAGGGCAGUCUAGAAGACAAACUGGAUACAUAUAUUGUGUACAACGAACGAAGAAGGGUCACUUCAUCAGCUAAGAAGAAGAAACCACAUGCAAGUGCUGCACUACACCAGACUCCAGAUGGUGCACUGUUGGAUAUACUACGGAAUGCAUAUGACCUCCUUACGGAAUGUGAUAUUAAACUUCCCAUGAUUGAACCUAAUGAUAAAUAUGUGGAUUCCCCACCUCCGUAUCUCAUCCUUCUGCAUCCUGCUCUCGGUCCUCUUUGGGAAGUUUCAAGACAGAAAUUCAAGGGAGGAUCAAUUUCGAGUUCCUCAGAACUGCAACUAGAGGUUGCAGAGUUCUCAUGGAACAAUGUUCAGGUUGAUGGUAGCCUGAUCAUCACUGCUGAAAAUCCCAUGGGUUCAACAACAAUUAGCGAAAACGGCGAACCAAUAUUACAAUACGGACUAAGAUGUGGCAAGUGUAAACUGCAUAACGUGAAGGUAGUGAACCGAGGAAUCGAUUGGAACAGUAAAUCAAAUGUUUACUGGAGAAACGAUGUGAACCGGCUUGAGACUUGUAAAAUCAUAUUGCACGGUAAUGCAGAAUUCGAAGCCAGCAAUGUAACUAUAGAGGGAAACCAUGUUUUUGAAGUGCCUGACGGUCACAGACUAAAGAUCACCACACGAGAUUUAGGUUUAAACAUCGACCUGGAAGCAAUGAAAGAAGAGGAAAUGGAAACAGGAAGCUGGUACUGGAACUACCAACUCAAUGGAUCCCACAUUCAUCUUGAACAAGUGGAGGUUUCACAAAACUAACUCCCAUCCAGUAAUUGGGAGCUAGGCCUCCCAAAGUAGAAAGUUUCACGUAAUAUAUGUUGCAAAUAAAAGUAGAAAGUGUCCUUGCUGUAAAUGUUGCCUGCCCCCACUUGUAAAUUAAACAAAAUGGUUCACCAUCUAUCUAUCUGAUGUUUCUUCUUUCAAAGCUUGAGAAUCUUAAAAAAUCACAGGUAGAAGAAUUCAUCAUAAUUGCACAUGAAUGCUUGAUUUUAGAAGCCACCAAUAAAUACAGUGUUUACAUUUACAUUCAGGAACAUUAUCAAUUUUCAACAACUUAUGUCUCUUAUCACUUACUGUUUUGCUCUCUGUAACAUAACAAUGGUGAUAGAUCGUCUUCUUAAGAAUCAACAAUCAACAAUCAUUGUUUCAUCACAUUAUUAGUCUCAUGAAAAUCACGCAAAGCAUUGCCCAUUCUCAAGCCUCUCACAGACAUCUCUCUCAAAACCAACUUGGCUUCCUUAAACCUCUUCCUCUUCAAAAGCUUACUAGCCAAACUCCCCAAAUUCUCUUCAUCCAACCUCUUAUCUUUCCCGGCGUACGCCAUCACCAACUCCACUCCCAGCGCAUAAUAGCCGCUCUCGAUCAUCUCUCCGAUAACGUGCGCAUGAGUGGCGUACAAAACCGGUAACCCUUCGUCCUCCAUCCUCCUCAGAAUCGCCAUCGCAGCCUCCACUUUCCCCGACUUGCACGCGCCCAACACUAGCGCGUCGUAGGUACGCGUGUCCGGCGACAUCUUUUCCUCCUCCAUCUUCCUCAACACCUUGCUCGCCUCCGCCACGUCACCGUCGUAGCAGUGCGAGGUUAAAAAGUAAUUGUACGACGUCACGUCCACCGGAAUCCCUUGACGUUUCAUCGAUUCCACCACGCGCCAAGCUUCGUCGACCUUGUUUUUCUUCGUGAGCGCGUUUAUGAUCGGGUGGAAUGUGCAAGAUGUGAGGCCGCAUCUCCCAUUUGCCAUAUCGCCGAUCAGGAUCAGAGCGUCGUCGGUCCGGCCGAGUUUGCAGAGACGCGCGAUGAGAGUUUCGUAGGCGUGCUUCCGCGUGUAACCGGCGUCCGUCUGUGGUAAAAUGCGGCGGAGAUCUUCGAGCGCGGAGGAGUACGAAUCGGUGUUGGUCAGGAAUUUGAAAGUUGCGGUGGUGUUGAAACAAGCGUUUACGACGCGGAUGUUUAGGAGACGGCGAACGGAUUCGAAAUCGCCGGAGCUUCCUGCUUCGUAGAUGAGGUUGUCGAACUCAGUGGUAGUACGACGACCAGAAGGAGCAAUUGGAUUGGUAUUUACGGUGGAGAUCGAUCGAAGGAGAAAUCUCGAGUUGGUUGCAUCUUUAACGAAUCGCCGGAGAAGAGACAUCGUCGAAUUUGUGAAUGAUUUUAUUUUCUAUCAUUUCUCUUCUGCAGGGUUUUAGCCAGGACAUUAAAGAAGAUGGGCUUAUUAGGCCCACAAUUAAAAAAAUAACGGAGCAAUGUUAAAAAGCCUACCUAUAUGUGUUCACUGGUGUCAUUCCUUUUCUCUAGGGCUUCUUGAAUAUAUACUUCAUCAUAUUUUGUCACUCACUGCGAAAUCGUCGAUUAGGGUUUUGUGAGAAAGAGAAGUCAUGAGGGCUAAGUGGAAGAAGAAGCGUAUGAGGAGGUUGAAGAGGAAGAGACGAAAGAUGAGACAGAGAUCUAAGUAGACAGACACAUCUAAUCUACAACUGUUUCGCUUUUUCCUUCCGCUUUUUGUUUCAUUUGCUUCGGUUUUUCUCCCUGGGUUUCACCGAAAUUUGAUACUAAUUUGUCUUGGUUUCAAGUUUUAUGGAAUACAUUUGUGGUGUUGUUGGAUUAAUCUAUUUUGAAUUAAUGAUAAGCUUUAUUAUCUCCAUAUUGCUCUAUUGCGUAUCUAGUAGUUGAUUCAAGCUAUAUAUUUGUCG